Molecule: messenger RNA, 1684 nt
Organism: Musa acuminata subsp. malaccensis (wild Malaysian banana)
Lineage: Eukaryota; Viridiplantae; Streptophyta; Magnoliopsida; Zingiberales; Musaceae
Product: F-box protein FBW2
Biological process (GO): SCF-dependent proteasomal ubiquitin-dependent protein catabolic process
Cellular component (GO): SCF ubiquitin ligase complex
Molecular function (GO): protein binding
Source: RefSeq, a predicted model, not a curated record
UUGAGUUCACUUUUACCCUCUUCUGUAGCUUUUUGCCAAUUGCUGCAGUUUUUCUGUCUCCUCGGGUUAAGUGAGAGCUUCUUCGCUUUCUCCAUCUUCCUGCUUCUCCCUCUUUCCUCUGUCUCUGCUCUCUGGUUCCUCUCUUUGAUCUUUAAUUUUCUCUAAUAGCGGCUGAUUGCAUUGAAAGAGAAAACCCUUCUUUUUGUUCUAUUUGUUUGUACAGGGAUGUAGCCUCCUCUGCUGCGUCGACAGACAUGGCCGAGGGCGAGGACGGCGAAGAGAGGGCAUGGGAGGAGCUCUUCCCUGAUGCUCUGGGCCUCAUCUUCCGCAACCUCUCUCUUCAGGAAAUCCUCACCGUCAUUCCCAGGGUAUGCAAAUCUUGGGGGCGAGCGGUGUCGGGGCCCUACUGCUGGCAGGAGAUCGACAUCGAGGAAUGGAGCCAGCGGUGCAAGCCGGAGCAACUGGACCAAAUGCUUCACAUGCUGAUUGCUCGAAGCUCUGGCUCCGUCCGCAGGCUCAGCGUCUCUGGCCUCCACACCGAAUCCAUGUUCUCCUUCAUCGCAGACCAUGCUGGAUCUCUUCAGAGGUUGGAGCUUCCAAGAAGUGAAAUAAGUGACUCGAUUGUAGAAAUCAUUGCUCCAAGACUAUCAAAUAUAACUUUCUUGGAUGUCAGCUACUGCAGAAAGAUAGGUGCCCGUGCCAUUGAAGCAUUUGGAAAGCACUGCAAAUCUCUCGUUUCCCUGCGGCGUAGGAUGCAUCCAUUAGAGGUUGCGGACAAGGUCUGUCAAGACGAUGAGGCAUAUGCCAUUGCCAGAUCGAUGCCCAAGUUGCACCACUUGGAGACGGCAUACCUGCUUUUGACAACACGAGGAGUACUCGAGAUCCUCUCACAGUGCAGGGAUCUUGAGUACUUGGAUCUAAGGGGCUGUUGGGAAGUGAAGCUAGAUGAUAAGUACUUGAAGGAGUGGCAUUCUGGUUUGAAGGUAUUAGGGCCAGACAUUAUAGACUGCUACGAGCAGAAUUGCUGGGACGAGUGCUCAGACUACUCAGAUUCUUCAGUAUACUCUUGGGAGUUCAUGGAAGACGGGGAAGAUGUCUACGAGGGGGUAAGUGAUAAUGAUAGCAUUUGGGAGGCUGAGCAAGGAUUGGAGGGUUUGGAAGUAAGGUUCUAUGGAGGUGGCUUUACCGAUGCAGUCACUGGGUUCGAUUGGCCUCCCUCUCCAUGAGCAUAAUUAUUGGUCACCGGGUUCGAUUGGAACAACCGCCACUUUUGGGCUUCUCCAAAAUGACUGAAAUCUGCGACAUCCAUCAGAUCCUUGUUUUGAAUGUUAAAAGAUAUGCAUGUAGAGGCAAACAUGAGUUGUCUAUAUGACCAUGUCAGUCUCUUCUUCUUACUCAUAAGGAGCUAUAUAGUAUGAAAGUAGCUGUGCCGCUGAAUGAAAAUAUUCAUAAAGAUGAUUCUAGCUUAUCUGAUGGACUAAGUCGCCUGCAUCAAGCUGUGACAAUAAUUUGGAUUUUUUUUUUCUUUUUUCUGAAAGCCACAUAACCUGUCUUGAACAAAAUAUCUGUUCAUCCUUACCAUCUGUUUAUUCUGGGUGUAGAGCAGUUAAGACAUUGAGGUCUGUUGCUUGAAUAGCUCUUUUUUGUGGUUCAGAUCUAGAUAAAGUUGCAGUCAAAUUCAGUA